AUGCAUGUGACGAAGGUAUUGAAAACCACAGUACCUGCUCUUGUUGAGCUCAACGUGCUCAAGAACCUUACUGGCUCUGCUGUAGCUGGUGACCUUGGUGGCUUUAAUGCCCAUGCCGCCAAUAUAAUCUCUGCUAUUUACAUAGCCACUGGGCAGGAUCCGGCGCAAAAAAUUGAAAGUUCUCACUGCAUCACUAUGACGGAGGCUGUCAACAAUGGGAACGAUCUUCAUAUAUCUGUCACAAUGCCUUCCAUUGAGGUUGGCACUGUUGGAGGUGGAACCCAAUUAGCAUCACAAUCUGCUUGCCUCAACUUGCUUGGGGUAAAAGGUGCAAACAAAGAGUCCCCAGGGUCGAAUUCCCAGCUCCUGGCCACCGUAGUUGCUGGUUCUGUCUUGGCAGGUGAGCUCUCUUUGAUGUCCGCCAUUGCAGCUGGCCAACUUGUCAAAAGUCACAUGAAAUACAACAGAUCGAGCAGGGAUGUGACGAAAAUUGGCUCCUAG
This is a messenger RNA of Fraxinus pennsylvanica, 501 nucleotides long. The record is from the annotation of a GenBank genome assembly. Lineage: Eukaryota; Viridiplantae; Streptophyta; Magnoliopsida; Lamiales; Oleaceae.